AUGGCGGCAAGGGAUGCCACAACAGCCAAUUUUGAAGGGGGCACGGGAACAUGCUUCCCCUACCCAAAGGCGGUCUUCGUCUGCAAAGUAACCAUCGGCGUCGCAUGGAUGGGCUCAGCAAUGACGUCCGUCCUGCAGGCGGGCCUCUCCUCCCCCGUCAUCAAUCCAGGAAACCCUAGGUCUUCCUCCUUCCCUUCUCUCAUCGGCGGCAGCAGGAGCGGGUCUGCACGCGCGGCGAGGCGAGAGCGGUCCGGGCGGAGGAGGAGGGGAGGCACGAGCGGGACGAGGCCGGCGCGUGAUCUAACAGGGUGGCCGGCGGGCAGGAGCGAGGGGCUAGCGGCGAGAGGCGAGCGGGACGAGGCCGGCGCGUCUGAGCAGGGUGGACGAGAACUGAAGCCGGCGGGAGCAACCCGUCAAGAUCAGGCAUAUACUCAUCCAUCCCUCUAUGGAGUUUACUUGUUAUAUUCUGAUAGGAUGGUUUUUUUUCUCGGGAAUUCAUCAGGCUGCUGCGAAGAAAGGAAGAAGACCCAAGCAAACACAACAACCAGCCAACAGCAGCAUCACAAGAUGCCCCGCCGCUCUAAAGCCAAAAGGAAGACAGCACGGAAAUGCCACUCUAAUGGCAAAAGGAGACACACGGCCAAGGGCGGAGGCGCAGCAAGGGCACACAUCAUGGAGUCUCACAAGCCCUUAAGGCUCUUCACUUUGGAUCUUCAGCCCGAUGAGAUAGUGGCGAGCCACGAUCGCCUGAUCAACGACAUAAAGGCAAUGCUGGAGGAGGACGUCCGGGAUGAGUUGCGGAAGCUCCGUAAGAAGGACAAGAAGCCGGAAAGGGUUCACGGGAAGCCAUACACUCCAAAAGAUGGCGCAUUCCUGGUGGAGCUUGUGCACCCUGGGAAGAGAACGGUCACCCUGCUCUUUGGCAAGACUGACCUCUACCUGAAGGCACUCCAUGUAUCAGAGUUGUGGUUCCCCAUGGAGGGCUGCAAUGUUCCGAUCCCACCCUCCAGCCAGUUACCCUACUGCUUGAAGUGUGUACCCUCGGCCACCAAGAAGAGCAGGGAGUUCAAAUUCCAUGAAGGCAUAUAUCACUUGAAUUGGUCGGGCAGCUACCUGGAUCUGCGAGGAGGCAUGAAGCAGCCGUUCUUUCAUGGAGCUGCUGAAAAAGCACACGACAAGUUGUGCAAUGCCGAGUCUCUAGUAGUUGAGGGGCUAGAUACGGAUCUCCAGCCUGGCAUGGCUUUCUUUGCCAUUUUCAUCCCCGAGUGCAUUCGUUUUCCAGAUGUUAGAAGAUGGGCUAGAUUACAGAUUGCUCCUGGGUCGGUCAAGGGGGUCGUGCCACCACCUGAACAUCGGGUCUUGAUGAGAAGCUGGGGAACACGGUCUGAUGAGGUGUAUUGUCCCAAUGCUUCAACUGAAAUUCGGAGGUCCGUUGACAUAAUCAAGAGGAAUCCGCUCAAGCAUUGCCUGUUAAAACCUGAGACAAAAUAUGAGAAGGCUGCAUCCUCAAGUGUGCCGUGCAAGAAGGCCGUCAAGCCAAAUCAAGACGAACCUGGUGCCCAAGAGGCUGCCGUCAACGUCAAUGAGGGUAAUAAUGCUGUCAGCGAGGAAGACGAACCUGGUGCCCAAGAGGCCGUCAUCAACGUCAACGAGGAUAAUGCUGUCAACGUGGAAGAUGAACUGGGCGAGGAUGAUGAUGAUGCCUUGGACGAGGAAGAUGAAGUGGAUGCUGGCACAUACGAAUUUUCUGGACACACUGAUGAAGUAAUGAGCGUGGCAUGCCAUCCUGAGCAGAGCUUGCUUGUUCUUUCCGGUGGGGCAGAUGACAGAGGUUAUCUGUGGAGAGCUUGGUCUCUUAAUCCCCAGGAUGUGCAUGAAUUUAGUGGGCACGAAGAUACAAUUACCAGUGUUGCAUUCAGUUGUAACGGAACGCUACUGGCAUGUGCAAGUAUGGACGGCACAGUUAGUGUUUGGACCACCUCUACAGGAGCUCUUUUCACACAUCUCCGUCCUCGCUCUGGCUCUAGUUUUGAGUGGCUUAAGUGGCAUCCACGCGGCCCGGCGUUAUUGGCAGGGUCGGAUGAUCACAUGUUGUGGCUGUGGUAUUUGGGCGGAGACCCUGAGAACUACUUGAUGAAUGUAUUUGCUGGCCACAGGCGGACUGUGACUUGUGGCGACUUUACACCUGAUGGUAAACUUAUAUGUUCUGGGUCAGAUGAUGCCUCUCUGAGGGUGUGGUGCCCGAAGAGUGCCCAGACAAAGUGUAUCAUCGAAGGUGAGAACUUUCACAGCACAGGUUUGACGUGCUUGGCAAUCACAAAUGAUUCUAAAUCCAUAUACAGCUGCUCAAAAGAUGGUUCCGUGUGUGUUGUCAGCAUUGAACUCGGACAGGUCGUUGGUGCAUUGAUGGGCCAUGGAAGUACUGUUUGUUGCAUCGGCAUCUCUGCAGAUGGCGUCGUCGCAACAGGAAGCAGAGAUUCCAUGGUCAUUAUAUGGGAUGCCGAAACUCAAGAGGCUCGGCAUCAUCUCCCUCAUGAGGGCAUUGUGACCUGUCUAGCCUGGUUGGGAGCGACAAGGUUCGUGGCUACAGGGUGCGAGGAUGGCCGCAUCAGAAUAUGGGACUCUGUAUCAGGAGCUCGUCAUGCCAUCUUCGCCGACGGGCAUGAUGGCAGAGUGCUUGCAUUAGCUGUGUCGUGUGACCGCACCACAAUUGUUAGUGCAGGUUCUGAUACGCUAGCUCUAUCCCAUAACAUAGAAUUCCUGCAGCUGGUGUGAGUGUGUAGCGGGUGUUGAACCAAUGUAAUGCCUUCAGCUAGUAAACACUAGUGUACGCAGUCACAUGUCGUCUUCAAAGACCAACAAUAUUAACGCUUGCUCUGGAUGGAUCUGUCUUAUGAUGUUGGCUUCGUAGAUUUUGAUAAA
Hordeum vulgare subsp. vulgare (domesticated barley) is the source of this 2922-nucleotide messenger RNA. RefSeq lists its product as uncharacterized. The transcript is spliced from 17 exons. Gene Ontology annotation, biological process: negative regulation of translation. Bases 1 to 2775 code for a protein of 924 amino acids. The record is from RefSeq and is a predicted model, not a curated record. Lineage: Eukaryota; Viridiplantae; Streptophyta; Magnoliopsida; Poales; Poaceae. Gene Ontology annotation, molecular function: protein binding; rRNA N-glycosylase activity.